AUGAUGGGAAUUGCUCGUAACUAUGAUUCAGAUUAUAAUACAUUUCAAGCAUUUAAAAUUAGUAGAAGUGGUACCAAUGUAACUAUCGAUUAUGGUAGUAAUGGUACCGGUAAAAGCAUCAGUAACACUAUUAUGACUAUUCCAAAUAUGGAACUGUCAAUAAUUACAAUUAAACUACUUGCGAGAUUAAUUGCAUUUCAAUUACUUCUCCUAUCAUUACUACCUGUAACAGUUGUCACCGAUGAACUUCUCAAUGCACGGUGCCAAACAAUGUGCCUUCAUCAAUUAGAAAUAGCCAGUGGUGUAAGGAAGCAUACAAUUGUUGGCAAUCUAAAAAUGCCAGACCAAUUGAUGAUGAUGAUUGACAACGAUGAUAAUGGUAACGAUGACGAUAAUGAUGGUGAUAAUAAUGAUAAUGAUGAUAAAGUGACGAUGAUCAGUGUUGCUGAGCUUGCUAAUAAUAAUCAUAAUAAUUCUAAUGCAUUAUAUUAG
This is a messenger RNA of Cercopithifilaria johnstoni, 492 nucleotides long. The record is from the annotation of a GenBank genome assembly. Lineage: Eukaryota; Metazoa; Nematoda; Chromadorea; Rhabditida; Onchocercidae.